AUGCAUUUCCUUGACCUGCCGCCUGAGCUUAUCGACGAGAUACUGCUCACUUUCGAUCCUUUCGACGUUGCCCGACUAUCCCAAACGUGUCGCUCAUUUCGUUCCCAUAUCUACAACGAUGACCGUGACGACGCGCUUUGGGGCGGAUUAUACCUCUCUCAGCAGUACGAUGACCCACGUCUCUGUUUGACGCAAGAUGGUCGGGAAAGGCCAAAAGUUGACUGGCGUAGAGAGUUGCAGCGUAUUCUUCGAGCACGUUCUGUCAUGAUCGACAGCUCGCUCUGCAAGCCAAACGAACUAGGCAAGGUCUUGCAGACGCUGAUCGACAUGAUUUCUUUCGUGCCUCCGAUAUCCUCCUCGGGCGGUUCUGAGGACACAUUGUCCAAUCUCAAUUGGACAUAUACUCCUGGUUUUGAAGAAAUCUCGUCCAACCUCGUCUGGGUAGCAGCCAUGCUCCGACAGGGCUUCCUAGACGACGUAAAGACGCGUCCUGGCCUGACGGACCGAGAGAAACAGCUCCUAGCAAAACUGCACACGUACUACGGUUUAACAAAUGGCGAUACUACUCGAAAAAGCCGUGUUGCUUCGUGGGCGUAUGUAUACAAUAUGCGGAACUAUCGCUGGGAUAAUGAUUUUGGGCCGUUUACCAAUGAAGGAGUCCGUGGAGGUGUGAAUUGGGAGCAUAUGCAGGCGAUUCAUCAUGUUAUGUCAAGGCACCUUGUGACGCUGGAUGAAGGGGAGACUGUUGAAUAUGCGAUUUAUAAAAUGAGCAUGCCGUAUACCCAAAUUUCUAUUCCGAGGGGAUUGGAUUUGGCGAAGGAGAAGGAUUGGGCGGGGAUUAAGGGACUUUGGAAGGUUUCUUUUUGUUUUGUGGAUCAUAGGGAUUUGAAUGCAUUCAACGACCCGCCUAAUUCUGGGAUUGAUACGUCCAUAUUUGAGUCGGAUGACUUCGUGGAGAUCUUUCGGACGAUGGACGUCGACCUGGAAGUGGCGCACACAGAACACGAUCCUGAACACCCGGAUCGACCGGUGAUCAUCUUCUUUGGAAAAAUGCGGGACCCGUCGACGUCGACUAUGAGUGGUCGUAUUGAGAUGACGCCCGAUAAUCAAGUGCAUUGGAGUAGUGUAUCUGGUGACUCAGGAAAUGCUAUUUGGAGCUUGGAAGGAAUUCAAGUUGGUGGGCUACGUUCCGCUUAUGGAGUGCUUGGCUCCUGGACGACGAUAUACCACGAUGAAGAUGACCCAGUUGGACCAUUCUGGCUUCGGAAGGCAGAGGACGAUGAAGGAGUUGUGAUAGUCACCUAA
Messenger RNA from Laccaria bicolor S238N-H82, 1305 nucleotides. RefSeq lists its product as uncharacterized. Bases 1 to 1305 code for a protein of 434 amino acids. Gene Ontology annotation, molecular function: protein binding. Lineage: Eukaryota; Fungi; Basidiomycota; Agaricomycetes; Agaricales; Hydnangiaceae. The record is from RefSeq and is a predicted model, not a curated record. The transcript is spliced from 6 exons.